GGGGAUGCCGGGAUGUUUACACUGCGGACGGCGGCGGCCGCGGGAGGAUGGGCCGCCGCUAGGCUCGCAGUCGGGACGAGCCGGGCCGAGCGCAGGGUGGGUGCCCGCGCCUGCAGCGUCCGCGGGGGCGGCGCGGCGGGAGGUGGCGAUCGGCUCCGGGCCUCGCGGCCACAGCCCCCGGCCCAGCGGGCCUUUCCGCGGCGCCGUCUGGCCGAGCCGCCCGCCCACCCCGGGUCCUCGCGGGCAGGAGAACGGAAACCUCCUAACUUCUUGAGUUCUUAAGUUCCUGUUGCUUCAGACAAUGGAUGAGCAAUCACAAGGAAUGCAAGGGCCACCUGUUCCUCAGUUCCAACCACAGAAGGCCUUACGACCGGAUAUGGGCUAUAAUACGUUAGCCAACUUUCGAAUAGAAAAGAAAAUUGGUCGCGGGCAAUUUAGUGAAGUUUAUAGAGCAGCCUGUCUCUUGGAUGGAGUACCAGUAGCUUUAAAAAAAGUGCAGAUAUUUGAUUUAAUGGAUGCCAAAGCACGUGCUGAUUGUAUCAAAGAAAUAGAUCUCCUUAAGCAACUCAACCAUCCAAAUGUAAUUAAAUAUUAUGCAUCGUUCAUUGAAGAUAAUGAGCUAAACAUAGUUUUGGAAUUAGCAGAUGCUGGUGAUCUGUCCAGAAUGAUAAAGCAUUUUAAGAAACAAAAGAGGCUAAUUCCUGAAAGAACUGUCUGGAAGUACUUCGUGCAGCUCUGCAGUGCAUUGGAGCACAUGCAUUCUCGGCGAGUCAUGCACAGAGAUAUAAAACCAGCUAAUGUGUUCAUUACGGCCACUGGGGUGGUCAAACUUGGUGAUCUCGGGCUCGGGCGGUUUUUCAGCUCCAAAACCACAGCAGCACAUUCUUUAGUGGGUACACCUUAUUACAUGUCUCCCGAGAGAAUACAUGAAAAUGGAUAUAACUUCAAAUCUGACAUCUGGUCCCUUGGCUGUCUGCUGUAUGAGAUGGCCGCGCUACAGAGUCCUUUCUACGGUGACAAGAUGAACUUGUACUCGCUGUGUAAGAAGAUAGAGCAGUGCGACUACCCACCACUCCCUUCAGAUCACUAUUCAGAGGAACUACGACAGUUAGUAAACAUGUGCAUCAACCCCGACCCGGAGAAGCGACCAGACAUCGCCUAUGUUUAUGACGUGGCGAAGAGGAUGCACGCAUGCACCGCCAGCAGCUAGACACGUGGAAGAUUAUGAAGAACGUAACCAAAAUAAUUUAAAGUGUUUCUGUGCAGACUAUACCUCCCCGUUUUUGUCUGGGUGUUAAGAUGAAUAUUUCAGAGCUAGUGUGCUUUGAAUCCUUAACCGGUUUUCAUGUAAGUUUCAUUUUGUACCAAUUUGCGUCACCUGCCUGCAAACCCCAAAAGACUUUGGAAUAAUCAAAUUGCAUGUUAGGAGAGUAAACGAAACACGAUGGUUUUUAAUGGCUAGAGAUUUUUUUAGAGUUAUUUAGAGUUUUCUGCUGAUAAAUUGUGUUCAGAUAGACUCUCAGUGCCAAAUAUUGAAGGCGCAGCUUGGCGCUCGUCAAGAUACACUCCCAGCCUGGGGAAGAGUAUCUAAACUUGGGACGUGUUCGCUUUACAGUCGGAUGUGGACAUUCGAGAGGAACGCAAUUGUGUGCUUUCGUGAUCAUUUUGUUUUUAAAAGUUUGAAGUAUGUGUUUUGGUUCUUAGCUUUGUAGCUUUCAAAUACAGUUCUCAAGAUAAGUGUAGACAAAUUAUUUGAGAAGCAUUUGGAAUUCUUAGCUUAUACGUUGAAAAUGCAACUAUUAAAUGUGAAAAGAUUCGGGGACAAAAUGUGAGUCAGACACUGAAGAGUUUUUUGCCUUUGUUUUGUUUUAAUAUCUUUGAUCUUCUCUUUGCGUUAAAAUGGUAUAAAUGAAUCCAUUUCAAAAGUGGUUAAGGAUUUGUUUGGCUGGUGUGAUAGUAAUUUUGAAAGUUGCACAUUGCCCGACGCCUUUUUUGUGUUUUUAUUAUUGUUUGUACAUUUGAAAAAUAUCCUUUGAAUAGCCUUACAGUACUAUAUUUCAAUUUCUUUAUAAAUUUAAAUGCUCUAUUCAUAACUGUACACUGUAGUGUCAGCAUAUGUUUUUAUUCAUAGAUUUUAUUGAAGUUCUGAUUGGUCCCCUUCAGAAAUUUUUUUAUAUUCUUCAAGUUCCCUCUUAUUUAUAUUGUAUGUGCAUAUGUGCAUUUUUAUCCAUUAAUGUUUCAGAUUUGCUGAGAACAUAAUACCCUUUAAAAAAAUAUUUGUAUUUGAAAGUUUUCCUGGAUUGAAAACAUUUUUUUUAAUAUUUAGAAAUUUGGGCCACUCCACAUGCAUGCAUUUUUAUCUUGUUAGAGAGGAAGAAAGGAUGUGUCUUGUGCUGUACCUGUGAAUGUUGAUGCCGUUUCAACUAAUUUGACAAGGUUGUAAUUUUAGAAUAUGUUUAAAGAAAUGAAAACCGGCCAUUACCACAGUCAGAAUUUUUAUGAGAUUAACAUUUCUGUUGAGAAGCUUUGAAACCAAGUACUGUAUUCAUGCAUGAAGAUGACCGACAUGGUAACGCCUCGCUUAGUUCAAGGAGAUGGGCAGAGUUUCCUAAAUGCUGUCGUGGAAGUGUGUUUUCCCUGAAUGCCUUCAUGUCAGUGGUGACCAGUUCCUCACAGAAUUGUGAAGCCAAAAGGCCGAGUCGCAGUCACCGUUACGGGACACCAUGCCACCAUGUAACCUUGGGAUGGAUAAUCCUGCCAACGUGAAAACCUCAUGUUCAGAGAACACCUACCUUUAGCCGAUAUAAUUGCUCGGUUUGUUUUUUCAUGUAAGUAUUUUUCUUACAAUCAUUUUAAUACUUUCAAGUCAUUUGUAAACUUUAAAACUGUAUAAAGGGCAAAAGUAUAAACUCUUCUUUUUUUUCAAAAUUUAGUCAGUUAUGGUAUGUUCACUAGUUAUGGUAUCCGAAGGGUCGUUUUAUCUCGCAAUAAGCAAAGGAAACCUGAUCAGUCCUUUAUGAGGGCCAGAUGCAUUCUUUCUCCCAGAUUCAAGUGACUUACAACCUUUACCCUGAGCAUCCAUAGAUUUAUCGCCAGAAGUAUGAGAGGAGUUGUUUUUGUUGACCAUUACUGUCAUGCUCAUUUUAAUGCAAUAUAAUUGAUGGAGGUGAAAUGUUCUGUGGUUGGAAUAGAUCUCUCCUCUUUCUUGCAAUCUUGAAAAAAUACCUGGAUCUAAAAUUCAUUAGCUUGCCCCCUCGCAGUGACUUGCAAGCAAAAAUUGAAGUUUUUCUUUCAGUGACUCUAUCUGCUAGAAGGAAACAGCUGGGGAAAAUUUAAUGAUCAGGGAAAUCCACUAUUAUUUUCUACAUGUGGAAACUUUUUGGAUGUUUUUUUUUUAUCUAAGUGUUCAUAUUUUUCCUGAAGAAACCACUGCAUAAAAAAACAAAUUCUAAUUUUGAAUGGGAUCAUUUUAAAGAAUUAUGAAGAUGACUAGAAGUUUUAAUUUUUAUAAUCACUUAUAAAAUGUUCUCUUUAUAUUCCUGUUUAUAGGUAAACUUUGUGUUCAUUAAGUAAAACAUUUGGAUUGAUUUGGCAAACAGUAAAAUGAAAGGUACAUCCGAUUCUAAGCCUUAUUUAGACUUUGGUACCAGUUGCCCAGGGGAAAAUGUGGGGUGACUUUGUUUUGUAAGCUGAGGUUUAGGAAUGGUGGAAGAAGGGAAUUCCUGUAUAAAGUGCUCAACGAUGUGCAAUGAUUGUAAAUGUAGUAAGAUAUUACAGCCAUUUCAUGAAUGCUUUACCAUUUACAUAGUCUCUUUUACAAAACACCGUUCUUGUAUCAAUAUACUUCAGGUGUUGCUAUUAACAUUUACAUGAUAUUUAUUUUAGCCAAAAUGUUAUUCAUAUUAAAUGUUUUUUCUUUAAAAUGAAUGUAUUGUGUUUAUAACCCACAAAUGCGUAAUUAUCCUGUGCCUCAUAUUUCAAUAGUACUGUAAUAUUGACUUCUUUUGUGAAAUACUUUUAUUUUGUUAUGCUUCAAAUACACCUACUAAAAAGAUUCUGUUGUUAGCUUUGAAAAUUGUAUAAUAUCCUAAUAUAAAUAAAAAUAUAAAAUUUAAAAAUGAGUACAAUAAAAUGU
This is a messenger RNA of Equus quagga, 4135 nucleotides long. It is a transcript of the gene NEK7, whose product is annotated as NIMA related kinase 7. Gene Ontology annotation, biological process: protein phosphorylation. The coding region runs from base 302 to 1210 and encodes 302 amino acids. The record is from RefSeq and is a predicted model, not a curated record. NCBI's taxonomy places the organism in Eukaryota, Metazoa, Chordata, Mammalia, Perissodactyla, Equidae. The transcript is spliced from 10 exons. Gene Ontology annotation, molecular function: ATP binding; protein kinase activity.